Molecule: messenger RNA, 819 nt
Organism: Aegilops tauschii subsp. strangulata
Lineage: Eukaryota; Viridiplantae; Streptophyta; Magnoliopsida; Poales; Poaceae
Source: RefSeq, a predicted model, not a curated record
AUGCGCGGCGAGAAGGAGCUCACGACGAGCGCGGGUGCAGCCAGAACCGGAAGGGCGCGUGGGCGCGUCACGCGUGCGAUGCGGCAACGCGGGGAGGGCGAGGAUGGCGCGGUGACGUUCUGUACAGGGAGAGGAAGAGGCGAGGCGAAGGCCGAGGGCCUCACCAGUGUUGCAGGGGUACGGGGCGGCGAGGCUCGGAGCGGGCCCACGUGUCUGUGGCCAGGGGCCAUAGCGGGUGCUGGUCAGCGGUUCCCGGAGCAGGCGCCGGGUCGCCUGGACCCGAGCACGCGCUGGCGGGCCGGCAGCCACGGUGCACGGCCAGCCAACCGAAGCGACGAACGAGAGGGCGGCGGCUAUGCGGGCAAGCGACGCGGGCGCGUGGAUGCAGCAAAGCAGAAGCGGCCAGCGGCAAUAGGCGGGCAAGGCCGCGGCGGGGAGUGGGCGGAGCGGGCGGCGUGCAGAGCAGGGCGGCGGCUGGUCGAGACGAGUCCACGCGCGGGGUGCGUGAGCGCUGGACAGUGCGGGCUCGGGCCCGGCCAAAGGCAGGCCAAGGCGCGCGCGGCAGAGCGAGCAGGCACGGGGCGUGGCCGGCGGUGCGCGUGCGAGGCGGUGGGCACGACGCGCGGCGAGAAGGAGCUCACAACGAGCGCGGGUGCGGCCAGAACCGGAAGGGCGCGUGGGCGCGUCACGCGUGCGAUGCGGCAACGCAGGGAGGGCGAGGACGGCGCGGUGACGUUCUGUACACGGAGAGGAAGAGGCGAGGCGGAGGCCGAGGGCCUCACCGGCGUUGCAGGGGUACGGGGCGGCGAGGCUCGGUGA